AUGGCCGAGACGGACCCCAAGACCAUGCAGGACAUCACCUUGGUGCUGGAGAUGCUCCUGCGGCAGAUGCAAGACAAGAUUCAGAUCAUGUCCGACCAGAUCAUUGGAAGGAUCGAUGACAUGAGCAGUCACAUUGACAACGUGGAGAAAAAUAUCUCUGACCUCAUGUCCCAGGCUGGAGUGGAAGAACUGGAAGGCAAAAACUAG
Molecule: messenger RNA, 207 nt
Organism: Alexandromys fortis (reed vole)
Lineage: Eukaryota; Metazoa; Chordata; Mammalia; Rodentia; Cricetidae
Product: heat shock factor-binding protein 1-like
Exons: 1
Coding region: 1-207 (68 amino acids)
Biological process (GO): cellular heat acclimation
Cellular component (GO): nucleus; cytosol
Molecular function (GO): transcription corepressor activity
Source: RefSeq, a predicted model, not a curated record